CAUUUUCCUUUGGGAAAAACGUUGGGAGAGAUUGUGCUCCUUGACAGUCUGAGAGUGGUAGAGACGUCUAUCUUGGAUCAGAUAUCUGGUUAAUGUGGGUUCUUGCCGGCUGUUCCUCAUCUCUUUCUUGGAACUGGAUUAUAUCGUAAAAAGUGGGACUUAGCCAGUUUGGCCAACUACAUCCAAGGCCCCACCACACCUCAUGCACAUCCCCUACCCUUCUACUACGCCAUCUACUGCAUGCCCCCACUCCCCCCACCUUUUCCUAUUUAAACCUACUUAUCCCAUUGCAUUGGAGAGAAGCCUAAGAGAAGAUAUUACUGAAAAAAGUUGAGAGAAUAAAAAGAUUAUUUCUUUUUUGGCCUUGUACCAAUUACACAACAUGGAAGUGGCCAUGGAAGUAGAAGAUGAUCUGUUCUUCGCAGAUUUAAGCAAGCAAAUCUCUCUUCUAAUUAUGGACGAGGAGGAGGAGGACCCAGUUGCAAACUUUCCAGUUUCUCUUCAGGAAUUCUCUCGAGAAAUCCAUCCGCCAGAAAGAUUACCUCCAAUUCUCUGUGUGCAAACAUGCCGGAGAGAAAGCAAAGGGACCGGAGUUUUCAUCCCUCAGUCAUCACUGCCGAGAAGGAAGAAGCGCAGACAAGGAAGAUUUGCUUCUUACAACGCAAUAUCCCGCAGAAAGCCUGAUACUACAGGGAUGGCCGUUUCCCAAGCGUCUUCCAACCAUUCUUUUAGGCCAAAAAAAGUAGGGUGAAAUAUAGAUAUAUUA
Molecule: messenger RNA, 766 nt
Organism: Juglans microcarpa x Juglans regia
Lineage: Eukaryota; Viridiplantae; Streptophyta; Magnoliopsida; Fagales; Juglandaceae
Exons: 3
Coding region: 383-751 (122 amino acids)
Source: RefSeq, a predicted model, not a curated record